Rhipicephalus microplus (southern cattle tick) is the source of this 1492-nucleotide messenger RNA. RefSeq names its product putative oxidoreductase TM_0325. The record is from RefSeq and is a predicted model, not a curated record. NCBI's taxonomy places the organism in Eukaryota, Metazoa, Arthropoda, Arachnida, Ixodida, Ixodidae. Gene Ontology annotation, molecular function: oxidoreductase activity.
GUCUAGGCUGGACAACAGGGUGCGGCUCAGCGCAUAUGCUUCGUUCGAUGUGACAAGGCUGAUCACUUCUCAUACCCAAGCGACAUCACAGUUUGCUUGUACCUGAGGGCGUGAUGCAAAAUCUGAAAGGAAAAGUGGCCAUCAUAACCGGCGCCUCAACGGGCAUCGGUGAAAGCACGGCUUUACAUUUUGCCUCCGCUGGUUGUUGGCUUACGCUCACUGCACGGAACGAAUCCAACCUAAAGCGAGUAGCGGAAGCAUGCUACGAACGAGGGCUCCCUAGAGACAAGGUGCUUGUAGUUCCCGGCGACAUAUCGGUCGAAAAAGAAGUCGCGAGUGUUGUUAACAAGGCGGUGAAGCACUUCGGAAAAAUUGAUAUACUGGUUAACAAUGCUGGGAUUAUUCAAAAAGGAUCCGUCGAAACAGCCUCUAUGGAAGACUUUCACCGGGCAUGGGCGACUAACUUUUGUGGUCCACUCUACAUGAUGAAAAACGCUCUUCCCUACUUGCGUCACACCAAAGGUUCUGUCAUAAAUGUUUCAAGCGUCGCAUCCAAGAAUCCGGUUCAGAGCGCCGUGCCUUACGCCGUCUCCAAAGCAGCGCUGGACCAGCUGACAGGUUGCGCUGCACUAGAAAACGCUGCCUACGGUGUGCGUGUGAACACAAUUUGCCCGGGUUUUGUGAAGACGACGUUGAUGAUGAAACCUGGUGCCAGCGUAGAGGAACACAUGGAGAAGGUUACGUGUUUGCAGAAACUCGAGAAAGCAGCCGGUCCUGCUCACGCGAUGGGACGAGUUGGCACACCGGAAGAGGUGGCACGCUGCAUCGCCUUCCUGGCGUCUGACGAUGCCUCCUUCAUGACGGGUGCUACACUUGCCGUCGAUGGAGGCCUGCUCCUUUUGUCCAGCACCUCGAGUUUAGCCUUACCUUGAUAGAACCAGAAGCCAACAUGUGCUGCCAACAUGCAGCCACGGCCGCCCGCAACCACGUACACCCAUGGUUUUCUAGCACAGAAUCCUCAGACGUCUUCUUAGCACACCGGCUGUUCCUGACUGUCUUCGCCUGAUAUUUUUAUUUUGUUUUCUUGGUCAGUAUGAACGACAAAGAUGUACCUGGCUUCAAACAUUCUCUAUUCGUAAGGUGACCAUGCAGUUACCAAAUGCUGAACACAACUAAUAUUUUCGUGGCUAUACGGCCCACCAGCUGAGGUUAGCGCGAGACGCCUGCGUCACAUUAUUAACUAGCAAAAUACAACCAUGUCUAUCUACUUUUCCAGGUCUUUUCUUUAAUAUUAGUGACAUUCCUAAAGACUUGCACUUCACCAUGAAAUAUAUUUUCUCUCCUUAGCACUAAACUGCAGGAAAAGGGUAGUGUUCGUUCAGUUGAUGUUUCUUGUAUAAUUCAUUUGAAUAUUGUAUGAGUACCUACUUUUUCAUAAGCUUAUAUUUUUGAAGACUGGAUCUGUAAUAAAAAGGUUUUUAGUCUGCUUCUU